This is a messenger RNA of Mesorhabditis spiculigera, 1401 nucleotides long. The record is from the annotation of a GenBank genome assembly. NCBI's taxonomy places the organism in Eukaryota, Metazoa, Nematoda, Chromadorea, Rhabditida, Rhabditidae.
AUGCUUGGUCCCCGGGCGGCCUCUCUGACGCGAACGUCUCUCUCUCGAACGGCUUCCGUCUCGUUGCGAAGGGGCGUCGCCUCUCGUGCAGCGGUUCCGCUGUCUUGCAGCCAAAAGCUUGUCUUCCCGAAGCAAAUCCAGGGAGUCAGCGUGGUCCCCGAGCGCUACCUGCAAAUCUCUUCCGUUUGCAAAUCUGAAGUGGUCGUCGUUGAAGGCCCAGCGUUUGCCGAGUCUAUCUCCGAGGGAGAUAUCCGUUGGAAUAAGCAGGUGGGCGAUUUCGUGAAGGAGGACGAGGUGGUGGCAGAGAUUGAGACCGACAAGACGUCCGUCGAAUGCCCUGCUCCUCAAUCCGGCACCAUCGUCGAAUUGCUUGUUGCUGAUGGCUCAAAGGUGACGGCCAAGCAGAAGCUGUACAAGCUGCAGCCCGGCGAGGGUGGUGGCUCGGCGGCCCCGGCUGCUCCUAAGGCUGAGGCGAAGAAUGCUUCAUCCGAGGCACCGAAGCCCGCUGCCCCUAAGCAAGAAGCCCCAAAAGCUGCGGCACCGUCUGCUCCACCUGCUCAAAACAAGGGAUCCAUCCCAUCAUCGCUGCCAAAAACUGCUCCUCCCCCUUCUGCCCCGAUGUCUUCCACCCCAGUCUCCUCCAUCCCUGUACAGCGCGUUCGGGUUCCUGACGGAGUGCAGCCCGACCACGCGAUUACCGGAUCCCGUGAUGAGGUGCGCGUCAAGAUGAACAGGAUGCGCCAACGUAUUGCCCAGCGUCUGAAGGAUGCGCAGAACACCUACGCCAUGCUCACCACGUUCAAUGAGGUCGACAUGAGCAACAUUAUUGAGAUGCGCACGCGUUAUCAAAAGGACUUCCAGAAGAAGCACAAUGUCAAGCUGGGUCUGAUGUCGCCGUUCCUGCGCGCUGCGGCAUAUGCCCUUCAGGAGAUGCCGGUGGUCAAUGCUGUGAUUGACCAGGACGAGAUUGUCUACCGUCAUUUCGUGGACAUCUCGGUGGCCGUCGCUACGCCGAAGGGCUUGCUGGUGCCAGUCCUGCGCAAUGUCGAGAGCAUGGAUUAUGCCCAAGUCGAGCUCGAGCUGGCGGCCUUGGGAGAGAAGGCGAAGAACAAUAAGCUGGCUGUCGAGGAUAUGGAGGGCGGCACGUUCACUAUCUCGAAUGGCGGUGUCUUCGGCUCCGUCUUCGGCACACCAAUCAUCAACCCGCCGCAAUCUGCCAUUCUCGGCAUGCAUGGUGUCUUCGAUAAACCGGUUGCUAUCAAUGGAAAGGUGGAGAUUCGCCCUAUCAUGAAGAUUGCCCUCACCUACGAUCAUCGACUGAUUGAUGGCAGGGAGGGAGUCACUUUCCUCAGGAAGAUCAAGAACGCCGUCGAGGACCCGCGCACGAUUUUGAUGAAUCUG